This is a messenger RNA of Girardinichthys multiradiatus, 4127 nucleotides long. Its product is annotated as sodium/calcium exchanger 1-like. Gene Ontology annotation, biological process: calcium ion import across plasma membrane; sodium ion transmembrane transport; cell communication. Gene Ontology annotation, cellular component: postsynapse; sarcolemma; axon. NCBI's taxonomy places the organism in Eukaryota, Metazoa, Chordata, Actinopteri, Cyprinodontiformes, Goodeidae. The transcript has 11 exons. Gene Ontology annotation, molecular function: calcium:sodium antiporter activity. Bases 175 to 3075 code for a protein of 966 amino acids. The record is from RefSeq and is a predicted model, not a curated record.
GUCGUGGUUCUGCUUCUUGUCUCCAAAUCAUCUGAUUGUUCUGCUGCAGGUGAAGAACGUCUGUCCCAAGGAUGAAAACUUCCAAUAACUUCGUGGGGACUCUGAUUUAAAAACAUUUUGUCCUCCAUGAUUUUUCAUUUUCAUCUGACGAUUGAGGAGAAGUGAAGCUUCACUAUGAGUCAAACUGGAAGCCUGUUGCUGUCCACCACCCAUCACCUGCUGGUCUUGUUGACUUUUGUCUCAGCUGAAUUAUCAUAUUCAGUAGCAGGAGACUCAGGUUUGACCCUAAAGUCUAACAGCACGUCCAGAAAUCAGACCAAAUGUGGUGGCAGCACCGAGUGCAUUCAAGGUGUGAUUCUGCCAGUGUGGAAGCCAGAAAACCCAGCCUUUGCAGACCGCUUGGCCAGAGCCACCAUUUACUUUGUGGGGCUAUUCUACAUGUUUGUAGGAGUCUCCAUCAUCGCUGAUCGUUUCAUGGCAUCCAUUGAAGUCAUCACCUCUCAGGAAAGAAAGAUCACCAUAAAGAAACCAAAUGGAGAGAAGAUCACCACUACGGUUCGCAUUUGGAAUGAGACGGUGUCCAACCUGACUCUGAUGGCACUGGGUUCAUCCGCACCUGAAAUCCUCCUGUCAGUUGUUGAAGUUUGUGGUCACAACUUUAACGCCGGUGAACUGGGUCCAAACACCAUCGUAGGAAGCGCUGCCUUCAACAUGUUUGUCAUAAUGGGCCUUUGUGUUUCUGUCAUUCCUGAUGGAGAGACCAGAAAGGUGAAGCAUCUGCGGGUGUUUUUCGUUACCGCCACCUGGAGCGUGUUUGCUUACACCUGGCUGUACCUGAUCCUGGCAGUUUUUUCUCCAGGUGUUGUUGAAAUAUGGGAGGGGCUUCUAACACUCUUCUUCUUCCCUUUUUGUGUUGGAUUUGCUUAUGUGGCCGACCGUAGACUUCUAUUCUACAAGUAUGUGUACAAGCGAUACAGAGCUGGAAAGCAGAAAGGAAUGAUUAUUGAGACAGAGGGUGAGCCAGAACUUCCAUCAAAGGUGGACAUUGAAAUGGACGGCAAAAUGCUCAACUCUCAUGGAGAUGAGCUACUGGAUGGAGAGAUAGGGUGUGAGGUGAAGGAUGAGGAGGAGGGAGGUAGAGAGCUGGCCAGGAUCUUGAAAGAGCUGAAACAGAAACAUCCAGAGAAGGAGAUGGAACAACUGAUGGAGCUUGCUAAUUACCAGGUGUUAACCCAGCAACAGAAGAGUCGGGCCUUUUACCGCUGUCAGGCCACCAGGAUCAUGACAGGAGCUGGUAACAUCCUAAAGAAACAUGCCGCCGAUCAGGCCAAGAGAGCCACACAGCAUGACAUCUGCUCUGAGAUAUCAGUCAACACCUUUUCCUCUAAGGUCUUCUUCGACCCUGGAAACUACCAGUGUCUGGAGAACUGUGGCAGUGUGGUACUCAAUGUGGUCUGCAGAGGUAGAGACUUGACAACUACGGUCUGCGUGGAUUACCGGACUGAAGAUGGCACCGCGAAUGCUGGUUCAGACUACCAAUUUACUGAAGGAACUGUUGUGUUCAAACCGGGGGAGACCGAAAAGGAAAUCCGCAUUGAUAUUAUUGACGAUGAUAUCUUUGAGGAGGAUGAGCACUUCCUGGUUCACCUCACCAAUGUAAGGGUCAUAUCAGAAGGUGCGAAUGAUCAUGAGAUGAACCACACUGACAGCCUUGCAGGGCUAGGUCUGCCAUGCACAGCCACCGUCACCAUCUUUGACGAUGACCACGCUGGGAUCUUUACCUUUGAGGAGCCGGUGGUGACUGUGAGCGAGAGCAUUGGAAUAAUGGAGGUGAAAGUGAUCAGGAACUCAGGAGCCCGUGGCGUUGUGGUGGUGCCAUACAAAACCAUAGAAGGGACAGCUAAAGGUGGUGGAGAGGACUUUGAGGACACACAUGGAGUUUUGGAGUUUGACAACGAUGAGAUUGUCAAAACGAUUCGAAUCAACAUCGUUGAUGACGAAGAGUACGAAAAAAACAAGAAAUUCUUCUUAGAGAUCGGAAAGCCUCAGCUCCUCGAGAUGAGUGAACGGAAAGCUGUGUUGCUUCAGGAAGUUGGUGGCUUCAUACAGACAGGCAAACAGCUGUUUGGUAGAGACAUCUACAGGAAAGUCCAGGGCAGAGACCGCCAUGCCCUGUCCAACAUCAUCAGCAUCACAGAUGGAGUGUGUGAGGAGGUUUUGACAAAGAAGGAGGAGGAGGAGAGGCAGAUUGCAGAGAUGGGCAGACCAACAUUGGGCGAACACGUCAGACUGGAGGUCAUCAUCGAGGAAUCGUAUGAGUUCAAGAGCACAGUGGAUAAACUCAUUAAGAAGACCAACCUGGCUCUGGUGAUAGGGACGAACACCUGGAGGGAGCAGUUUGUGGAGGCCAUCACCGUCAGCUCCGGUGAUGAUGAUGACGAUGAAUGUGGUACAGAGAGAAUGCCCUCCUCUUUCGAUUAUGUGUUGCACUUUCUGACUGUCUUCUGGAAGCUUCUGUUUGCUUUUGUUCCUCCAACGGACUACUGGAAUGGCUGGGCCUGCUUCAUCGUCUCCAUCAUCGUCAUCGGCAUGUUGACCGCCGUCAUCGGAGACCUGGCAUCACAUUUUGGCUGCACAGUUGGCCUCAAAGACUCCGUCACUGCUGUGGUGUUUGUCGCUUUGGGUACUUCAGUACCAGACACCUUCGCAAGUAAAGUGGCAGCCAUCCAGGACCAAUACGCUGAUGCCUCCAUCGGGAACGUUACAGGAAGUAACGCUGUCAACGUCUUUUUAGGAAUUGGCGUGGCGUGGUCCAUUGCUGCCAUCUACCACUACAGCAAGGGGGAGGAGUUUAAGGUGGACCCAGGAACUCUGGCCUUCUCCGUCACCCUCUUUACCAUCUUUGCUUUCAUCUGCAUCGCCGUCCUGAUUUACCGGCGCCGGCCAGCCAUUGGUGGGGAACUCGGUGGUCCACGAAUCCCUAAAAUCUUGACAUCCUGCCUGUUCUUUAGCCUGUGGUUAAUGUACAUCAUCUUAUCAUCGCUGGAAGCGUAUUGCCACGUAAAGGGCUUCUAGGAACUGUGCUUCAAAGUCAAAUUCUGGUUCUAAUGAAUUUUCAUUGGUUCCACUGGAAUAGGUCCUGCUGAUUCUAACAGGUUCCUAUACUGUGUGUUUUUCUGUGAAGAUCAGUAGAGGUUGUAAGAGGGUCUCAUAGAUUAUGGGAUCCUACAGGUUCUGAUGGUUCUGGCCUGAGUGCUUUUGAAUGAAUUGUCAGAUUUUUGUUUUAACUGAGAUGUUUGGGUCAAUUCUGCUGGUUCCUCUAAGUUCCUUUAAUUUCUGUCAACAUCUUCCAUUUUUCUGACCUUCUGGUGGGGUUCUCUGGUUGAAGGUUGAGGUCCAGUUACUCUCUGUCAUAUUUUUGGAGUGUUGGUGAACAGUUGGUUGUCUGUGUUCUGGUUUCUGUAGAACAGUUUUUAAACAUCCUGUUGAACUCAGAAUGCAGGUUUGACUCAGCAGUAGUUUACUCUCAGCGUAUUUUUAAAGUGAGUUCUUUGAGGUUUUUUGAAGUUCUACUAGGUCCAAAAACGUUCAGUGGGUUUUCUUUGUCUUGCUUAUAACUGUGAGGCUGUUUAUAAAUGUGAGGAUUUUUAGCGUCUUUUCGAGACUCUUCAAAUGAUGUCUUUGUUUGACAUGCAACAGUUGCAGGAUCCUGAUGGGCUGAUGCUCCACCUGGUUCUUCACUGUGACUAGUUCUCUGGGUUUGGAUAAAAAGCUUUUAAAUAUGCUCAUGGAUUGACAGAACAUUUAGAUUUCUUGGAUGUUCUGUCUAACUGUUUCUGGUGACUGUUUCGGAUUAUUUUGUGCCUGCUGAGGGCUGGUGACCCCCUGUCUUCAGUAAAUUUCCCUGUGUGAUAACUCUUCCACCUUUAGUUGAGCACAAUGUUUUGUCAUGCAUGAACUGUGAAGCCACCCCCACAACAGAGACCCCAGGCAGCACUUAGUUUUUGUUAAUCAGGGGAUGUUGAGGUCUUCUGAUAUUCCUUAGUUUUUAUUCUGUGAUGUGAUUGGUUGUUUGGGUGAUGUCAACAUAAACUGGUUGUUAAAUAUUAAAAUUAAUUGAGUGAUUA